UUUCCCUCUCACGCUACACCCGAAUUCCAGAGGCUUUCUGGCUUCGCUGCUGCAUGGACUCAGAGCCCAGGUCCUUUGCUGUACCCAGCGGAGGCAGUCGGGGCUCCCCUCAGCUCCAGGGAGUGGACCAUGAAGACGUCAGUUGUAUUUUUGCUUUGCCUCUCCAUUUUCCCAGGCUUUUCCCAGGGCAGAGUUGUUGGAGAGGAUGAAACUGGUUUUGCUGAGUGUAAUGUGUUCUUCCCUGGACAAGUCCCACCCGAAGGAUUUACGGAGCCGUUCCAUGUGAAAAUCUGUCAGCAGUACAACAAAGAGCCACGCUUCGCAACCCUCUACAGUACUAAGGACAAAAUUCCUCUUUAUUCAGCUUUUAAGUUCACAAAGCCAGCCCAAAAAGAGGAGGAGAACUGGCUUGUGGAGCCGCAGAUAGACGAUCCAGAAAAUGACCUGCAUGAGAUGGUGCAUGAAGCCGAUAUUGUUGGCACUGUGGCCAACCUUGGUGCAAAUCAAGCCCUGACCUCAGACUAUAUGGGCUCUGGUUAUGAGAGAGGGCUGCUCAAUCCCAGCUUGCUCAAUGAGGAGGAUUUCCAGAUGGCCACUUACACGCUCACAAACGCUGUCCCUCUGAGCCCGUCUCUGAGCAAAAGCUGGCACAGAGACAUCAGAAGUGUGGUGGAGCAAGCUCUGGUCCCUCACUGCUCCAAGAAGGAUCAUCUGUAUCUCCUUGCAGGAGCAAUUCCUUCCAGUGUCCAAGUUAAAGGCAAAGUGUCAGUGCCAGAGACCCUCUGGCUGGCAGCAUGCUGUGAUGCUCCGGAGGGAUGGUCCCUGGGACUAGUGAAAAAAAUGAAUGAUGAAAACAGCUUGGGGGACCUCACGGUGGGAGAGCUGGAGAAGCAGCUUCUGGCAGGAGUUCACUUGUUUAAGGGCAACUGUGGGGAAGACAAUCAAAGCCAGGAAAAAAAAGAAGCAGUACUGCAAGCUGUCAGUCAGAUCCGCUCUGGAGAGCAAGUAGGAACAAGUGACAACCAGGAGGCCAAAGACAGCGGCUUGGUGAGAAAAGUGGCUGGCAUCAUUGCUACCCCUUUCAUCAAACUUCUGGAACUCCUCAUCUAUGUGUUUGUGGAGCUGGUGAAAUUUGUGUUUUAUUUUCUGUGGCUUGUUAUCAAGCGGGUUGGUGGCACAGUUCUGGAUGGAGUCUACAGCCUGUGGAACGGGGUGGUGUCCUACUUUAAAGCCAUCAGCAUGGUGCUCAUCAGCAUCCCCUAUGAUGUCGGGAGGGUCAUCGUCAACAUAUUCCUGGGCUUCCUGGAAAUAGUUCAAGAUGUGGCAUCCCUCACCUACAGGAUUCUGCGCAUCCCUGUGGGGUUUGUCCUUCACCUCGCUGCUUUCCCUUACCACUCCAUCUGUGCCAUUCCCUCCGUCCUCAAAGACAUGGCCACCGGCAUCGGGGGCACCUUCUCGCUGGUCAUCGAUGCCACAGCCGCACUUCUGCACGGCUUUUAUUACUUGGCUGGUCACAUAGUCAAACGGUUUGUCCCUAAAGGCUCCUCUGAUGACUGA
Charadrius vociferus (killdeer) is the source of this 1557-nucleotide messenger RNA. It is a transcript of the gene ENDOD1, whose product is annotated as endonuclease domain containing 1. NCBI's taxonomy places the organism in Eukaryota, Metazoa, Chordata, Aves, Charadriiformes, Charadriidae. The record is from RefSeq and is a predicted model, not a curated record. The coding region runs from base 130 to 1557 and encodes 475 amino acids. The transcript has 2 exons. Gene Ontology annotation, molecular function: metal ion binding; nucleic acid binding; hydrolase activity.